Messenger RNA from Synchytrium microbalum, 1608 nucleotides. RefSeq lists its product as uncharacterized. Gene Ontology annotation, molecular function: mRNA binding; metal ion binding. NCBI's taxonomy places the organism in Eukaryota, Fungi, Chytridiomycota, Chytridiomycetes, Synchytriales, Synchytriaceae. The record is from RefSeq and is a predicted model, not a curated record. Bases 1 to 1608 code for a protein of 535 amino acids. The transcript has 3 exons.
AUGCAACAUCUAACAUCAAGUCCGUACCCACUUUUUGGUGACGUUGGCUCCGUGCAACUUCGACAACAACAGCAGCAGCUACAAAGACAGCAACAACAGGUCUCAUCCGGAAUGAUACCUACCUCGAUGGCUCUAUCCCCAUCAACAAUGAUACUAUCCGUAAACACUAAUGGGUCUGUGUCGCACGUUAGUCUACCACCAGGCUCAACCAUCCUGGCAGUGCAUCAACACCACCACGGAUUAUCUCCCAACGUAAUGAUCUCAUCUUCUGCUACAAUGCCACCGCAACAGCCCACAUACAUGAGCAAUCUAGAGUCAAUGAUGCACCAUCAGCAACAACAGCAAAGCCCUCCGCCGCCAUACAGUGAACGUAAUAUGGUCGUAUCGUCCAAACCGUUAAUCUCUUCACCCCCUAGUCAACGCAUCACACCACCGUAUUCACCACGUGAAAGCACCGUAACACUCAACAAUAUCUUGGGCAAUCCAUACAAUAACACCUCUCCUGUGCUGACGUGGAAGCCUCAUUCACCACCACAGACUCCCAUGCGACGUUUGCAGAAACUUGAAAGUGCACAAGACGCACGUGUCAACGAUCAUAGUCACAACCAUAAUCACACUAGCAACAAUAGCAACUAUGCUAGUCGUACUCAUAGUGCUGAUACCACCCGUCAUAACUCGCCUAAACGAUCCAUUACUCCACAAUCUCCCAAAGUCGCAUCAUCUACGCAUUCGUCGCCAAGCCAUGGUAACAGUAGCAAGACAAAGUCGCCUGCUUUGUACAAGACUGAGAUUUGUCGAUCUUUUGAAGAGAAUGGUGGACGAUGCAAGUAUGGUAACAAGUGUCAGUUUGCACACGGACUCAAUGAACUCCGCCCACUUGACCGUCAUCCUCGAUACAAGACUUCCCGUUGUAAGACAUUUUGGGAGACUGGAAAUUGCCCUUACGGAAAGCGCUGUUGCUUCAUCCACACUACACGAGAUGUGGAGGACAAGGCUACCAAGUCAAUAGUCCUUCGAGCACCUGAACCACAACGUUCACCAUCACCAUCUCGCCAUCCACGUCGUCGUACACAAUCAUCCGACGACCACGCAGCAAUGAACGCCAGAAUCCAAAAGGCCCUGUCCGAAUCGUCAUCGGCUAGCAGCGAACACAAUGAAGAAACCUGGUCACCGUCCUCCUCAUCGGCAGGUGGUAAUACACCCAUGCUAAACAAUGAAGGAUUUGAACCUGGUGUAGUAGGAACCUACUUUGGCAAUAAUAGCACCAAUACCAACAACAAUAAUAAUAGUGUCAGCAGUAACAUUAAUAAUGAUAUUAGUAGAGAUGGAUCGACCUUUCCAUCAUCCUCGUCAUCAAGUGGUAUAUCCACUACAUAUGAGAUGAGUGAUGCAAUGAGUCUACCAUCCUUUGAUUUUAGUGGGGCUUUUGGAGACUCGUCGUCUGGUCGUCGACGCUUACGAGCUGUUACUGCACCGGAUUUGCUCUUGUUGCCUAAUGGUAGAGCACGAAGGACCAGAUCUGAGACAGUUGAUGUUGGUGUGUUGACGUGGGAUGAUGCUCUUGCUGAUUUGAGUGAGAAGGUGGCUGCAUCGUGUGUUGAUGACUGA